AUGGCAGCGCCCAGUCAGACACUCGUGUCAUACUCGGGCAGUUCAAGUGAAGACGAUAAUGACGUAAAACCAGACAGAAAUGGAAAGAAGCGCACGUGCAGCGAUGAACAUGGAAGUAAAGUGAAGAAGCAAAAAGUGAAAAGCUUACCAGAAAAAGGAAUAAUUGAAAAAAAGGAGGCCAUACCUGAUCAGAUCAAGGUGAAAAAUGGACAGAAGAAAAGAAAGAACAAAAAGCAAAGGAAACGACAGAGGGCAGAACAGUCCAAUUCUCCUGAUUGUAUGGAAUGCCAACCAGUACAAAAUCUUAAGAAACCAAAGAGAAAAAGAAAACAAAAGAAAGGGAAGACUGCAAUCAAAAGCAGUGUACCUCCAUGUCAGUGUAAGGACUUAAGCAACCCUAAAAAGAAAGUGAAGAAAAAGCAGUGCAUUGUUCCAGGCUGUAAAACCAAAACUGUUGACUUAAAAGCCCAUGCCCAAGGACUGCACAUUCCAUCAGUAUUUGAUGAGUGUCUGCCGUGUGUUGAAGAAGUUCUGGUGGAGAGAAGGAGAGCCCUCACCAUGUUAUAUGUAUGGUUGGUGGGAAGGCCCGGAAAAUGGAAUGACCUGGUUCAGUAUGUUAACAGGGUUGUGGAUUUAAGAUCAUUGUCUGGAUGUCCCAUAUCCCCUGUCCAACGGGAAGCCAUGAAGACCAUGUGUGACUUUGUUCGAGUCCCUUCCCCAAAGAAGUUCAGAUUGCGUCCCGUUAAUGCCAUAGGUGUGCUGUGUCACUGGAGGGUUUUGUUGGUCAUCUCGGCCAUUUUGUUACCUGUUCAGAGGGAAUUUUUGGUGAACACUUUUCGGUCUCCUGCAGACAGAGCCUGUCAGGCAAACAGGGUACUUGGAGGCACAUCAGAGAUGAGCCAUGUCAGUCCUUCUGUGGGAUGGAAGGAGGUUAGUUUUGAUGGUCCAGCAUCAUCUUUGAGCAGUCUUAGCAGUCACCCUCUGCCUGAGGUAAAGAUUCAGACAGAAAACCAAUUGGUUCCUCAGUCUUUACCAGCCUGGGCCGAGAUCACAUUUGGAGGCUCGGUGGCAUUUUAUUGUGAUCCCAAUACUUAUCCUUCAUUUGAAAGCCUGGAUAAUUGCCCAGGAAACAGGAAUAUAGCCAUAGGUUUGCAUCCUCAGUAUGCCUCAGAGUCUCUCAGCUUGCAGAAUAGUUGGGUGAUGGCAUUGGCACAGUUGAUGAAGCACCCCAGUGUUGUGGCAUUAGGCCAUGUUGGAUUUGACUUCACAGAGCCCAUGGAAGACUGGUCACGGCAAGUGCAGAUGUUGUUGAACAUUUUGCCAUUCCUGAAGUGGCAGCAUGUUCUGGUUUUGUACUGCCAUAGCACGCUUUAUGAUAAACAGGGACAGCAUGCCUACCUGAUGCUUCUUGACCAUCUCCAAAAUGUUGUGCCAUCCUACCAUAUGAUCCACUUGCGGUAUUUCUAUGGGACCAAAUAUGUUGUGAAGCAUUGGCUAAAGAAGUUUCCUCGCACCCAUUUUGGGUUCACUGGAUUGGUAGGUUCCUUCAAUCCUGGGCAGAGGGCAGCACUGAAAAUGCUUCGAGAUUCACAGAUAUUGUUGGAGUCGGAUGUUCCCUAUCUGUAUGAAGUUGACCAGUCAGAAUCUUCCAAAAAGCAACUGUUUAGAACGGCUGAAUUAGUUGCAAACAUAAGAGGAGUGAGUGUGGAACACAUCUUAAAAGUGACUGGACAGAAUGCCUUGAAGCUCUAUAAGAAGCAGUAGUUUCAGAAAGGAUAACAUAGUGACAGGCUUCCUUUGCCAGACAACAUAAAAGCCAUGUUCCAAGAUCAAAAAGAAAGCCAAGAUAUCCCAGAAGAACAUGAUGGACGAAUAAGAAGUUUUCC
Lingula anatina is the source of this 1886-nucleotide messenger RNA. Its product is annotated as U6 snRNA phosphodiesterase 1. Gene Ontology annotation, molecular function: 3'-5'-RNA exonuclease activity. Gene Ontology annotation, cellular component: nucleus. The record is from RefSeq and is a predicted model, not a curated record. Gene Ontology annotation, biological process: U6 snRNA 3'-end processing. Lineage: Eukaryota; Metazoa; Brachiopoda; Lingulata; Lingulida; Lingulidae.